Notothenia coriiceps (black rockcod) is the source of this 1839-nucleotide messenger RNA. The record is from the annotation of a RefSeq genome assembly. Lineage: Eukaryota; Metazoa; Chordata; Actinopteri; Perciformes; Nototheniidae.
AUGUUUUUCCCAGCAUCCGUAUUGACAUCAAGCCUCAUAAUUACCCUAUUUCUCCUAGGGUCCCCAUUGUUGCUUAGUUUAUUCUCUGCUCCAGCAAAGCCGAGUUGAGCGACAACACAUGUCAAACCUGCUGUGAAAGGCGCAUUCUUUGUUAGCCUUAUCCCCCUUAUUCUUUUCAUUAAUUUCGGUAAACAACAAGUGAUUUCUACAUGGACUUGAACAAGCACUUUAACAUUUGAUAUGAGCGUUAGCUUUAAAUUCGACCAUUAUUCCCUUAUCUUCACACCUGUAGCUUUAUAUGUAACCUGGUCGAUCCUAGAAUUUGCAACCUGAUAUAUGCAAGACGACCCCGACAUGAACCGAUUCUUUAAGUACCUGUUGAUUUUCCUCAUCGCAAUAAUUGUGUUAGUCACCGCCAAUAACCUUUUUCAACUUUUUAUCGGCUGGGAAGGCGUCGGCAUCAUGUCGUUCCUCCUUAUCGGCUGGUGGUCCGGCCGGGCUGACGCCAACACAGCUGCCCUUCAGGCAGUUGUCUACAACCGAGUCGGAGAUAUUGGGUUAAUUUUUGCCAUGGCCUGAAUAGCCACAAAUAUAAACUCAUGAGAGCUGCAACAGAUUUUCAUCGCACUUAAAGGCUUCAACGUAACUCCUCCUGUCUUAGGACUAAUUAUUGCCGCCGCUGGUAAAUCCGCUCAAUUUGGACUCCAUCCUUGACUUCCUUCUGCCAUAGAGGGCCCUACACCAGUAUCCGCUCUCCUUCAUUCGAGCACCAUAGUAGUCGCGGGCAUUUUUCUUCUUAUUCGAAUGAAUCCUAUGAUCGAAAAAAGCCCCGCCGCUCUAACCCUUUGCCUCUGUUUAGGUGGACUAACGUCCAUGUUUACUGCCUUCUGCGCUCUAACCCAUAACGACCUCAAGAAAGUUAUUGCAUUCUCUACAGCUAGUCAACUUGGCCUUAUGAUGGUAACCAUUGGCCUAAACCAACCACAACUCGCCUUCCUUCAUAUUUGUAUACAUGCAUUUUUUAAAGCUAUGUUAUUCCUCUGCUCCGGAUCAAUUAUUCACAGCCUUGGUGGUGAACAAGAUAUCCGGAAAAUGGGGGCCCUCCACCGCCAAACACCCUGAACCUCUUCCUGCUUUAUUAUUGGCACUCUCGCCCUAACCGGUAUGCCUUUCCUCUCCGGCUUCUUCUCUAAAGAUGCUAUUAUUGAAGCAAUAACCACUUCCUAUUUAAACACUUGAGCCCUCCUACUCACCCUUUUUGCCACAGCUUUUACGGCCAUUUACAGCGUUCGCCUAAUUUACUUUGUACUAAUACCUAACCCCCGCUCAAUAACUAUCACCCCUAUCGGAGAAGCAAACCCCCAAGUACUCAACCCCCUUAAACGACUUGUAUGAGGAAGUAUCUUUGCAGGCUUAUGACUCACCUUAAGCAUUAAUCCCCUUAAAAUUCCUGUAAUGUCAAUGCCUCCCACAAUUAAACUGACUGCCCUUCUUGUCACAAUUUCCGGACUCCUAAUCGCACUCUGAUUUAUUACCCCUUCCGGUGCACGUAUCCAAACCACCCUUUUCCCCACUCCCCAUCACUUCAGUAGUAUACUUGGGUAUUACCCUACCCUCGUUCACCGAAUAACUCCUAAAUUGUCCUUAAUGUGAGGCCAAACGAUCGCCGACCAGACAAUUGACCAGAACUGACUAGAGGAAAUUGGACCAAAAGCCACUGCAACCCUCAGCAAACCCCUAAUUAUCUUCACGAGUGAAAUACAACAAGGUCGCAUGAAAACACACCUCCUCUUCUUUUUCUUGGGCCUUACCCUAAUAACUUCAAUAAUUAUUUAUUAG